Molecule: messenger RNA, 4757 nt
Organism: Xiphias gladius (swordfish)
Lineage: Eukaryota; Metazoa; Chordata; Actinopteri; Istiophoriformes; Xiphiidae
Gene: prkd3
Product: protein kinase D3
Exons: 20
Coding region: 538-3255 (905 amino acids)
Biological process (GO): protein phosphorylation
Molecular function (GO): ATP binding; protein serine/threonine kinase activity
Source: RefSeq, a predicted model, not a curated record
UUCAAGUGUUCCUGCCCACACAUGGGAAGUCAGUUGCGCGGAGGUAAUGAAAAGACUCCAAGCCCCAGCGACGGUUCGCUGCUCUUUUUUUGCUCGGCGAGCAGGGGGAGUAGUCACAGCUGGAAGGAUAAUAAGAUGCGCAUGAAUUUACAAUCUGGAAUAAAAGAUAAGAGAAAAUAAAUGGACGGCUCGGUCAGUCUCGGCGCGCCUGUGUGUGAAAGUCAGCUUGGCAUUUAUUAUAUUUAGGCUACGACGCCGCGCUUUUGUGGGUGACUUCCAAAAAGUGCAGAAUAACAAAACUCCAGGCUCGGCUUUCCUCAGUUGAUGGAGUUCAAAAGUUUCUUCGGUCCCCUCCUCACAAUGGAAAGAAAAGCGCCCUUCGCCGACUGUGAAGGUUUCCUGUGGUCAGAGUGGAUUACUGACUUCAGUAAGGAGAAGGAACACCACUCCAGGAUAUGAAGUUUGUGGCAGUGAUUUUAGUGCAGAAGCCUGUGGAUUGUUCAGAGACUUUUUCUCCAUCACCUGCCCACUUACUUAAUGAGCGUGUGGUGUGUGAGCUCAGCAUUUCACGUUGCCGCUGGAAGAAACCCAAUGUCUGCCUCCUCUCCCACAUCCUUACCUCGAGCCUACCUCCACUCUCUCCAUCCGCACCACCCGUCCUCGUCGCCGAGCCCGCCAGGGCCGCUCUACACGCGGCUGUCCAACGGCAGUCACAGCGCCCCCAGCCCCACCGACUCCCGCAGCUCUUUCCAUGGGGUGUCCUUCCUGCUGCAGAUCGGACUGACCAGAGAGACGGUGAACCUGGAGGCCAGUGACCUGUCGCUGUCCGCUGUGAAGGACCUGGUGUGCUCCAUAGUGGACCAGAAGUUCCCGGAGUGUGGCUUCUUUGGCAUGUACGACAAAAUCCUGCUGUUCCGCCACGACUUAAAUGACGAGAACAUCCUGCAGAGGCUGACCUCGGCAGAAGACAUCCAUGAAGGAGACCUCAUUGAGGUGGUGCUCUCUGCUCAAGCAACGGUUGAAGACUUCCAAAUCCGGCCCCAUGCCCUUUUUGUCCACUCCUACAAGGCCCCCACCUUCUGCGACUACUGUGGCGAAAUGCUAUGGGGUCUGGUCCGGCAGGGGCUCAAAUGUGAAGGAUGUGGGCUAAACUACCACAAGCGCUGCGCCUUUAAGAUCCCAAAUAACUGUACUGGUGUCAGGAAGAGGCGACUGUCCAAUGUGUCACUACCUGUACCAUCCCUUUCUGUCCCCCGACCUGUACCUGCUGAGAAUGCCGUGGUCGUCCUGGAUGAGCAGAGGUCCCAUCAGGAGGCAGGGAAGCGGAUCCUAUCCUGGAGUGGCAGGCCUAUAUGGAUGGAGAAGAUGGUGCUUGGACGGGUUAAGGUGCCACACACUUUUGCCAUUCACACCUACACUCGGCCCACUAUCUGCCAGUACUGCAAGCGUCUGCUGAAGGGUCUCUUCCGCCAGGGCAUGCAGUGUAAAGAUUGCAGAUUCAACUGCCAUAAGCGAUGUGCUUCAAAGGUACCAAGAGACUGUUUAGGAGAGGUGGACUUCAAUGGAGAGCCAGCCAGCCCUGGGCCAGAUUCAGACACUACCAUGGAUACUAUGGAGGUGGACAGUGGUGAUAUGGAUGGCGGGAGAGGACUAGACGACCCAGAGGAACCCUCGACACCAGAUGAGAGGAUGUUCGACAUGGAUUCUCCCUUCUUGGAUAGAGAGAAAGACGAAGAGCCCAUCAAGACUAUUAGUCCUUCCACUAGCAGCAACAUCCCUCUGAUGCGGGUGGUCCAGUCCAUCAAACACACCAAGAGGCGGAGCUCCACUGUAGUAAAGGAGGGCUGGAUGGUUCAUUAUACAAGCAGGGACAACCUGCGGAAGAGACAUUACUGGAGGCUGGACAGCAAGAGUUUGAGUCUCUUCCAGAACGACACCGGAGCCAAGUUCUACAAAGAAAUCCCUCUGUCUGAGAUCCUCCAGGUAGAGCAGUGCAGAGACUACAGUAAUCUGGCCCAGGGCAGCAACCCUCACUGCUUCGAGAUCAUUACAGCAACAAUGGUCUACUAUGUAGGAGAGAACAACGGCAGUCACUACCACAGCCCCGCUUUGGCUGCCUCGGGAGUCGGCAUGGAGGUGGCCCAGGGCUGGGAGAAGGCCAUCAGACAGGCCCUGAUGCCCGUCACGCCCCAGCCCAGUGUGGCUAGUGCUGCUGGCCAGGGCAAAGAUCACAAAGAGCUGUCCAUCAGCAUAUCUGUGUCCAACUGCCAGAUCCAGGAGAAUGUGGACAUUGCCUCGGUGUACCAAAUAUUUUCUGAUGAGGUGCUGGGUUCAGGCCAGUUCGGCAUCGUGUAUGGAGGCAAACACAGAAAGAGCGGCAGGGAUGUGGCCAUCAAAGUUAUUGACAAGAUGAGAUUUCCUACCAAGCAGGAGAGCCAGCUAAGGAAUGAGGUGGCCAUAUUACAGAAUCUGCACCACCCAGGUAUCGUCAACUUGGAGUGUAUGUUUGAGACGCCAGAGCGGGUCUUUGUUGUCAUGGAGAAGCUACAUGGCGACAUGCUGGAGAUGAUCCUGUCCAGCGAGAAGAGCAAACUGCCUGAACGAAUCACCAAGUUCCUAGUCACCCAGAUCCUGGUGGCCUUGAGACAUCUGCACUUCAAAAACAUUGUUCACUGUGACUUGAAGCCUGAGAACGUACUACUGGCCUCUGCAGAGCCCUUUCCUCAGGUGAAGCUGUGUGACUUUGGCUUUGCCCGUAUCAUCGGGGAGAAGUCGUUCCGGCGGUCUGUAGUGGGGACUCCGGCUUACCUGGCUCCAGAGGUGCUGCGCAGCAAAGGCUACAACCGCUCCUUAGACAUGUGGUCAGUGGGAGUAAUUGUGUAUGUCAGCUUGAGCGGGACAUUCCCUUUUAAUGAAGACGAGGACAUAAACGAUCAGAUCCAGAAUGCUGCCUUCAUGUACCCACCUACGCCCUGGAAGGACAUCUCCACAGAGGCCACAGAUCUGAUCAACAAUCUUCUCCAAGUCAAGAUGAGGAAGAGGUACAGUGUGGACAAGUGCCUCAGCCAUCCCUGGUUACAGGACUAUCAGACGUGGCUGGACCUCAGGGAGUUUGAGACGCGGCGAGGUGAGCGCUAUAUCACCCACGAGAGCGACGACGCACGUUGGGAGGAGUACGCAGACGAGCACAGUCUCGUUUACCCAAAACACUUCAUCAUGGCUCCCAACCUGGACGACAUGGAAGAGGACCCCUAGUGGCACGGGGGACCUACUACACCACAUGUGUUGGGGACAAGGAUUGUCGCAGGGACUUUUUGCGUGAAGCUUUGGGAGCGGCGGAUUUUCCCUCCAGGACUGUUUGUUGUGGAAACAGAGAGAAGCCGAUCAGACGGAGAAUUACUCCUCAGAGGCUUUAAAAGUGGGAAAAACCUGACAGAAAUCGUCGCAUGAAGCACUGCUACAAGGAGCAGGCCGGUGGAGAUGCGUGCCCCAGAAACGCAUUAAAGAGAGAGAGAAGAGAGUUCUCUCCUCCUUUUUGCACAAUAUCAAAACAUUCCAUGGAUACGGUCAAGAAAAAUCACAAGCCAAAAUAUGCAAGGUGAACUCUAAACUUUAGUUAAUGUACAUACAGUUUGAUUGAUUCUGAGUAAUAAUAUGACUCUGUUCUUUAUGUGAGAGAGGAGAUCAGAGAGAGAUCUUACCCCAGGAGUAAAGGGCACUUGUCACAAGGGAUUUACAACCUGAGAAUCAAACAAACAAGUUUAUUCUCAUUUCUGAACUGUUUGUGAGACUGUCCUUUGGCAUGAAACUGGAACUAUCACAUGUAUUUGUAUGUUUUUUUUUAAUGUAUUUAGUAAUUGUGGUAGGUUAUUGCACUAUAUUACCACUGAAGAUAGCAACUGAAUAGAAACACUAUUCGCUGCUACAGAGAGCAAACAGCUUUCGAGUGUCCGUUCUAGGUGCAAAGUGUUAUUGAAUGAUAAUUAGUAGAAAGUUGAUGCAGCUCACACAGUAUUGGCUGCUGUGUCACAAAUUCCAGCAGGUAUUUUCAACCAACAUGCCGUUAGAGUAUGAUCUUUUUAGUGGCAGCUAAUAGUGUGUAAGUUUUAUCAACGUUCCCUUGGACAAAGUGACACACAGACCCUGACCAAACAUGUUAACAAAAACAAUGCAUUUCAAUGUUUCCAAAGUAUUUUUCUUAAUUAACAUUGUUCAUUUCUAAAGUGUUAAAAGACUAACUCAGAACUUUUACUAAAUGCAGUAAUGGAGCCAAUACCUCCGUUCAACAUGAGGUUAAAAUCAGAAAUGGACUCUAUGUUAGAGCAUCGUGUUUCUGUUCACCCUUUUCUGUAGUUUCACACUAUUUUUAAAUGGGACUCCAAUUCCGAAAUACAGUGCAGUCAGGAAGUAUUCAGACCCCCUUCAGUUUUCACAUUUUGGUAUUUCGCAGCAUUAUGCCUAAAUCAUUUAAAUCCCCCCCCCAAAUUAAUCUACACUCUACCCCAGAAGGACAAAGCAAAAAUAGAAUUUUAGAAUUUUUUGCAAAUUUAUUAAAAAGGGAAAAAAUGAAAUAUGACAUUGACAUAAGGAUUCAAACCCUUCACAGAGUACUUAAUUGAAGCACCUUUGGCAGGGAUUACUGCCUCGAGUCUUCUCAGGUAUGACGCCACAAGCUUUGCACACCUGGAUUUGGGGAUUUUCUGCCAGUCUUCUCUGUAGAUCCUCUCAAGCUCUGUCAGGUUGGAUGUGGACUGUCA